Messenger RNA from Topomyia yanbarensis, 1421 nucleotides. RefSeq names its product WD repeat-containing protein 18. The transcript has a single exon. The record is from RefSeq and is a predicted model, not a curated record. Lineage: Eukaryota; Metazoa; Arthropoda; Insecta; Diptera; Culicidae. Gene Ontology annotation, biological process: rRNA processing; DNA-templated DNA replication. The coding region runs from base 161 to 1420 and encodes 419 amino acids. Gene Ontology annotation, molecular function: protein binding. Gene Ontology annotation, cellular component: nuclear pre-replicative complex.
UCCAGUACAUUUCCAGCUGAACUUUACUGGGAAACAUAAAUUAACCACAAACACGUGUCUGAAUAGCAAGUAACAAUAAUAAUUAAUAACAAUUAUUGUUGCAAUUAUUUGCUAACUAUAGAUCUGCUUAGCCGAGCUGUACUGAAGUUAUCAUUUUAUAAUGUCCGAUUGCGUGGAAGUUGCUAUUACAAGUGAUUCAAGUGAUCAGUUAUGGAGCUGUUGCGCAUGGGAUGUUCGUACUGGAACUCAUUUGAUAUCCUACAAAGGGGGUGGCGCUCCUGGUGCUCGUACUUUGGGUGUUAUCAACAAUCAGUUCAUCAUCACUGGUAACAUGGUGAAACCUAUGCUACACAUAUGGCCAAUCAACCGACAUGAGGCGGUAUCCACCAGGUUCAUUCUAUCAGGACGUCCCACAGCAGUUACUGUCUCACCGGAUGGAAACUAUUGUUUAGUUGCGGUGCAUGAAAUAAUCUACGUGUAUCAGCUAGCAACAGGGGCAAUGUUAGCAAACGUUUCACGACAUUAUCAAGCAGUUACUGUUAUUCGCUUCACAGAUGAUGGAUCACACUUUAUAAGUGCAGGAAUGGAUGGAAUGGUACUAGUCUGGAGUUUAGCGCAAGUUAUACGAAUCUAUCAAAAGCAAACCAUCAAUGCGUUGUACUCCUUUUCGGAUCAUGCGCUUCCGGUAACAGAUUUAUUCAUAGGCAAAGGUGGCAUGAAGGCACUUUUCUGUACGGCAUCCAUCGAUCGUGCUUGCAAAAUUUAUGACCUUUCUUCUGGAUCGAUGUUAUUAAACUUAGUAUUCCAGGAUGCACUUUCAUCGGUCAUAAUUGAUGGUUUAGAAUCGAAUGUAUUUGUUGGCACGAGUAACGGUCCUAUUUAUGGGUUUAAUAUCCUUGCAGCUCCUCGUACCAAAGAUUAUCAUGUAGAUCGUAAACAACAACAGAAAAAUAGCUUUUUAGGACAUAAGAAGGAAGUUACGUGCCUUUCUGUAUCGAUAGAUUCCGAUACUCUUCUUUCGGGAGCAGCAGAUGAAAAUGUUAUCAUUUGGCAUAUCAAAAGUCGACAACAGCUUCGUGUUAUUCCUCACAAAGGAACGAUUACAAAUGCUCAUUUUAUACUAGCUCCAAAGGCAAUGUUCAACCAGGAAAUCAAAAUUAAUGCAUUUUUUCCACCAUUUCAAAAGCUCGUAUUACCAGCUGAAAAGACUGUUGACCUCUGUGUUGAGGUUGGCGUAUCGGAGAAAAAGCCUCAUAAAAAGCAAAAAUAUUUAGAACAUAGUGGUACAGGUGGCAACAGAUUCAGUGUUACCACUACCAACCAAGAAGUAGUUAAAUUAAAAAAAGAAAAUCAUCAUUUAAAAAUGGUGAACAAGGAGAUGUAUGAAUUCAUUGUGAAAAACAUUAUGAAAGAAAGUUAAA